Labeo rohita (rohu) is the source of this 5630-nucleotide messenger RNA. It is a transcript of the gene tpte, whose product is annotated as transmembrane phosphatase with tensin homology. Gene Ontology annotation, cellular component: cytosol; membrane. Gene Ontology annotation, biological process: dephosphorylation; monoatomic ion transport; transmembrane transport. Bases 4008 to 5381 code for a protein of 457 amino acids. The record is from RefSeq and is a predicted model, not a curated record. NCBI's taxonomy places the organism in Eukaryota, Metazoa, Chordata, Actinopteri, Cypriniformes, Cyprinidae. Gene Ontology annotation, molecular function: monoatomic ion channel activity; phosphatidylinositol-3,4,5-trisphosphate 3-phosphatase activity. The transcript is spliced from 21 exons.
UUGGAACAACAUGAGGGUGAGUAAUUAAUGACAGAAUUUUCAUUUUUGGAUGAACUCUCUCUUCAACAAUUAUAUUUACCCUUUUACGUAAAUAACAAUCAUACUAUUUUUCUUAAUAUGAAAUCGUAAUCGUAAUAUUUUGUAAAGGUGAACCAAUGUAUUCAUUCAGUUUCAAGGCAAGUCUCUUCUUUUUGUCCCUAUAAGAUUCUUUCUUGCUUGCAAAGGUUUGACAGUCCUGUGGUUGACAGAUUUAAUAAACCACAGUAAAGCUUCUAGUUAAUAGUACACUCUUAAAAUAAAGAUGCUUUAAAAGGUUCUUCACAGCAAUGCCAUAGAAGAACCAAUUUUGGUUCCACACAGAACCAUUCAGUCUUUAAAGAACCUUCUCUUUCUUACCUUUUUAUAAUCUGAAGAACCUUCUUUUGCCAUAAAAAACCUUUUGUGAAACAGAAAGGUUCUUCAGAUGUUAAAGGUUCUUUAUGGAACCAUUUAGACAAAAAAGGUUCUUCUAUGGCAUCGUGAAGCACCUUUAUUUUUAAGAGUGUACACUGUAAAAUACACAAAUGUGCUUGAUUAGACUAUUCAGAUGUCUUGCUGCUCAAUAGGUCCUACUCCACUCCCUAUGUUGUCCAUGUAGAAGCUGGGCCGGACCUUCAUGGCUGUGCGUCUAAGAGAGUACCACAGUCCUCUCCAGGUGCUCCAGACCACACCAUUAUCAUACUUGGCUUUGUACUCUCCACCUCUGUAAAAUCUCCCAUUAAGAUUGGCAGCAUGACACCUGUAAGUAAGCAACAGGUAGCGAUCGUGAUCCUGGUCCCGGGUGCUGAAUUGCAUGCCGUUAUGAGAGGCUGACCACUGCUCCACCAUGUUGGACCCUCCAGACAGGGCAUCUCCUGCUUGACCACUGUACAUCCCGUAGUGCAGCCUGUACUUAUUCUAAGGAUAGAUGAGGAAUGAUGUGAGCAAAGAGGAAUUUGAUGAAAUAGGAGACAUUAUAUUGUUAAAGAUUUAGCAAAAAACCUAGGACUGGUGUGCGAAGGUAGUUUUUUACAUUUUCUCAAUCAUUUAACAAAUGGUUUGAUUGACAGCAGUGGUUCUACAGGCAAAGUUGUCCAGAAUGAGGAGAUCUACGAUGAUACGAAUAUCGUUCGUAUGUGUGGAAAAAACACAAUAUACAAUCGUUUACACCCUUGAAAAAUUUAAUAUUGCCUCCCAAUGGCCAAUUUUUUUUUUAACUCCAAAAGUGGGCAGAAAUUCGCAGGGUAGGAGGGUGUAGUGACACUGAGUGUAACUAAAAAGGUCCCAUUGUCCGGUGAGGUCCGGUUGGGGAGUUACGGAAUGGCCCGGCGAUCUUAUAUCGCAUCAUUUUAUUAACUGUUCAUCCACCACGCUAUUCAGCGCCAAUCCCACCAUGCAAUCAAUUUUACUGGUUAAGGUUAGGGUCAGGUGUCGGGUAGGUUUAGGGGUUAGCAUUGUUUGUAGCAUAGUGUAGGAAAUCAACUCUGUGAUUGACAACCAAUAAAACCUUUAGAAUCGGCUGUGGGGCGGAGUUUGUGCUGAAGUGGAUUGGGGGAAAAAUUUGCACAUGCAUGUCACGUGCCUGUCUUUCAAUGGGAGGAAGCCACACCCUAUUUUGGAGCUCCCACCCUGUUUUGGAGUUCCCGCCCCCAUUUGGAGAUCUCCAGGCUGCAGUUAUUCGCUUCUCUCAGAUUUAGCUCUUACAUAUGCGUUGUGAGUUUGGCAAAGAUAUCCCAUUCUGUUCAAAAGUUAUAGCUGUUUUGAUCAAGGCAGCCCUGCCCCUUUCUAAUGUUUUUGCACCCUUUUGUAACAGAGAGUCUCCGGAGAAUCUUCCUGCACUGAUUUGGUUCUGUUCGGGUGAAAACCCUUGGACUAGCUCACAAAAGUAGGUUUCUCAAAAAAUGCAAAAUACCCCAAAAUUUUGUGUGAGCCAAGGACUCCAAUGACAUAAGACACUUGAGCCUGCAACGAACGGUUUACUUUUGAUCGCCGUAGCGCCCCCGCGUCGUCAUAGUCCUACCAUCCCUCCAAGUUUCAAGUUUCUACUACUUAAGGUUUGGUCUGCCCAAUCAGUUUUAUGUGGAGAUUGCUGACCCUUGGCCAUUCUAACAAUUACAAGCAACGCGCUUGAACCCUCUAAUAUUACAUAAAGUAUAAAACUUAAAACAUGGACUUGAGACUCCAGAGAUUUUAAAAUGUUAUCAACUUAGACAUUUGUUCAUAAUCAACUCUCAUAAAAUUGUGAAAAGCCUUAAUUAUAAAUAUACACAUGCACAGGUUUCUUAUAAGAGUACCAUUACAUUACCUUUGUCAUGAACUAAUAAUGAGCCUCCAGUACUUGGUAGGGUUGGUGAAGAAGGUUCAGUGUUGUUUUCAGAGGUCUCCUUGUGUUCCAGUGAUAGUUCCAGGUUGGGAACCAGCUUGAAGCGUCUGUGAUUACGCAGAUGCAUAACUUUCCAUUCCCCGAUCAGCAAUUUAUUAUUCAGCUUACGAAUCUCGUCCUUCAGCUUCAACACUUCAGGUAUCUGGCAUUCUUCCUCUGCCUCAAUAAACCAAAGACAACGUCUUUCUAUUGUUUUUAAGCUCUUUUUCUAUAGGCUGUAGAAAUUCAGGUCAAACUUACUGAGAUUUGAAGAAACGUGAGAGCUUGAAACAUCAACAUAAACACCAGGUGUGACAUGGCCACCUAAUAUUCUUUAAAUGAAAAUGGAGUCUUGUUAAAAAGCUUCCAUUUAAUUUGCAUUAACAUUAAACAUGUUUAGAAAUGCAAGUAAGUAGAAAAAUAAGCAGCAAUGUAUGCAUAUAUACUUUAAAAUAUCCAUAAAAGUGUAUUAAAUAUAAAUCUAUACCUGCAGAAUGUGGUGUACGUGGUGCUUCUCCAGAUAAGGUGUCAAUGAAAUGCCCUCCAGACUUUCAUUUCUAAAAUUUAUAGGCACUGCUGGUUCCGCAUGGUCCACAUUAGUCUUCCCACUGAGUCAGAAAAAGAUGCUUCAUCUUCCCCCAUUCCACACAUACCAGAAGAAACAACGUAAAAUUGUUGUUUUCUUGAUAAUUUAUGUGGAAUUUCUGUUCCACAUAAAACACAAAACCUUCAAUAUUAUGAUGUAGUACACCAUCCCUGAUAAAUAGGAUAGGCUGCUUAUGUUGUUUUCGUCUUUACAUUUAAAACUUAAGUCAUUCAGACUUGCGCGUUUGGAAUUCGUGAGGAAAUUAAGAAUUUUCAAUUUGGGUGAACUGUUCCUUUAAUACAGACGUCUUGGCACUUUUAGAUUUUAAACAAACCUUUACUUAUUCGUUCUUUUAUGAAGCUGUUUUCUCAAAAUGUUACUACAAGGAUUUGCAAUCAUUGAGGAGAUUGAGUAUCUGACCUCGAGAAAAAUAUAAUCACGUUCCUGCGCGCGUACGCGACUUUAAUUAAAACCAUAUUUUAUUAACCCAACGCAGUUGUAUAAUACCUCAGUGAAUUCUAAGGAACGGGUUCGUUUUAUCAUCACCGUUCCCGUUCGCCCAUGCUGAUUUUGUGUGCAUGUGAACUUAAACGCAUGAGGAAGUUAAAAACCGCUACGUCUGCAGCAGGAGUAAAGAAAGGGGCGGUGUGAAUGUGGUUGUGGAUGGAAGACGAGAAAACUACAGCUAACCUUUGAACCUCCUUCCUUUGUUAUCACAAAAAAUCACGGGACAGUCACCGCUCGUAAAGACAAUCAUGGAGACGUAGAAAUACUGUGUUAGGAAUAUGUGACUGUGCAGAGAGCAGAAAAACUGCGAGUCGAGAAAAGGGAAGGAAAAUAGUUUUCCCGGAUGCGCUUUCUGCCUGAUAUUUAAUUUAGUGCUUCAUACUUGAUUUCGAAACUUUACGGUGCAGACGAGUUUUGGAUUAGAAAUCCAUGGGAUAUUAAUCAGAAAAUCUUUUAAUCACCUCUGAAAACUUGAAUUUGGACCCUCUGAGGAUUUAUUGCCCUAAAAGAGAAACUCAAAACUGUCUUGUUAAAAUGACAUCGGUGCAUUUUAACCCUGGGUUAGAUUCCAAGGAAGUUAAUGGUAAUGGGGUGAAAGAGGAGGCACAGGUGCAGAUUGAUGAUGGAAAGGAAGAGACGGAAGACUCGUACACCAUGUACCAUCGUGUCCGGAAAGCUAUAACUCCUUUUGUGAUGUCCUUUGGUUUUCGAUUCAAGGUGUAUUUCAGCUCAAAACUGAACAUAAUGGAUGCCUGUAUUGUGGUUGUUACCCUGGUGGUCACCAUGAUCUAUGUAUGGUCUGAUCUCUCCGGAGCCAGCCUGAUUCCCAGGUUGGUCUCUUUCCUGAGAGCUCUGAGGAUAUUGAUUCUGGUACGUAUCUUCAGACUGGCCUCUCAGAAGAAAGAGCUUGAAAAGGUCACCAGGAGAAUGGUGUCCGAGAACAAAAGACGGUACCAAAAAGAUGGAUUUGAUCUGGAUCUCACUUAUGUCACAGAAAGAGUUAUUGCCAUGUCUUUUCCAUCUUCUGGGAAGCAGGCGCUAUAUAGGAACCCAAUUAGAGAGGUUACUAGAUUCUUGGACACCAAACAUCCGGAUCACUACAAGGUGUUUAACCUCUGUAGUGAGAAGGGUUACGAUCCAAAGUUCUUUCACUAUAGAGUGGAGCGUGUUAUGAUAGAUGACCAUAACGUGCCGUCACUUGAAGAUAUGCUGAGGUACACAGCCUGUGUUAGGGAGUGGAUGGCGGCAGACUCCAGGAAUGUGAUCGCCAUCCAUUGCAAAGGAGGAAAAGGGCGGACUGGGACUAUGGUGUGCACGUGGCUCAUCGACAGCAAUCAGUUUGAGAGUGCACAGGAGAGUUUGGACUAUUUUGGAGAGAGACGGACUGAUAAAAGUAUGAGUACGAAGUUCCAGGGUGUUGAAACUCCCUCACAGAGUAGGUACGUCGGUUAUUAUGAGAUCAUGAAGAACCAAUACAACCGUCAGCUACCACCUCAGAAGAGCCUGAAAAUAAAGAGCAUCCGAAUCCACUCCAUUGCAGGUGUAGGGAAGGGUAAUGGGAGCGACCUGAAGGUGAAGAUCAUAGUGAAGCAAGAGCUCGUCUUCCAGUGUGUUUGUGCCAAACAACAAAACAGUACAGUGUUUCCAGACACUGGUAACAAUGCCGUGGUUAUCAGUUUACAGGAAGGGCCUGUUGUGACUGGAGAUGUGAAGGUCAUGUUUGAGUCCAGUGCAGGUUUGCCAAAGGGUUACGAGGACUGUCCGUUCUAUUUCUGGUUUAACACCUCUUUCAUUGAGAACAACAGCCUGUAUCUCUCGAGGGAGGAGCUGGACAAUCCACACAAAUCAAAGACCUGGGACAUCUACAAGGAGGACUUUGGAGUGACGUUGUAUUUCACAGACCCUUGAGAAGAAAAUUCUCUGACAGUGGAUGAUGUUUACCAUUUUAGUCCUUUCUUAUAAGUAGAUGUAUCUCUUGAGGUGUACAAGUAACCAAGUGAUGAUAAGCUGCAAACUGAAGCCAAUGUAAACACUCCAGAUAAGCCUACAGAUAUAUACGACAUAAAUGUGAUUUUUUUCUUUUGGUAAUGUUUUCAGUACAUUGUAUUUCCAUGGUUGUUUUUGUGUAAAAAAAAGGAUGAAUGGAAAUGUUCAGAA